AUUUGGCUUUUAAUGAUGGAGGAAGAAGUCAAUUAUUCCACAAUGGUUUUCAAAACUGGUGCUUCACUAACAAAAGAAAAAAUCGAGGACUCAACCAUUUAUUCUGAAGUUAAAUCUAAAGCGCCUGCUGGUCCUCCUCCUGCACCUGAAAAAAACGAGGACCCAACCAUUUAUUCUGAAAUAAAAACUAAAGCACCUCCUGCUGCUACUUCUGCUGCACCAGAAGCAGAAGGCAAAGCAGCUGCAUGCUCCCAUUUCCCUCUACUGCUGGCAUGUUCGGAGAUACUUUGUGUCCUCCUGCUGGCGGGCAUCAUCGCCAUCAUCUACAUGAGUUUGCUAUUUAAGGUACAGUCAGCAAACCUCAGUAACCUCACAGCAGAAUAUCAGCGGUUGGCCGUGGAGAAGGAAAUCUCAGACAAUAAAACUCAGGAGCUGAGAAGAGAGAGAGACAAUCUCAACCAGACGCUGGAAGUCAUCCUGAAAUUUGAUAACUUUCCAGUAAAUGAUUACUGUCCUAAUAAACAGUGCCAGCCAUGCCGCAGUGGCUGGAUCCCAUUUAAGAACAAGUGCUACCUGUUUUACAAUGAGAACGCCCCCUGGAAAACUUGGGGAGCAAGCCGAGAGUAUUGUAAAGGCAAAGCUGCAGAUCUGGUUGUUGUUGACGAUCUCAAAGAGCAGGAAUUUCUCAGUAGUCACAUAACAUAUUACCAUGAUGACUACCACGGAUACUUUAUUGGGUUACAGAAGACAGCAAAUAACUGGGUCUGGAUUGAUGGACACAAUGACACUUUGAGUUACUGGAUGAAGGACAUGUCAGACAGUUCAGUCUCAUAUGUGCUGAUCAUCCCUGGGAAGAAUGCCACAAAAAGCUGGGUCAAAGCAGACAAUGUCUUUGAGAACAAAUUCAUCUGUGAGACAGACGCCCUGCUUUUGUCCACUUAGCUACAGCUGCUGUUCUCCGUGUCCUCUCCCAUGUUGCCGUCCAUGCUCCAGAUACUGUCUGCAUUAUUUGUUUCUCAUCUUUAUAAUGGAGGAUGGAGAACUUGUAGUUUUUCAGCUGCUGCAACUAUUUAUGAAAACAGACUUUGAGCAGACCAGUGUGUGUGUCGCCAAAAGGCAGAAAUAAUGCAACACUGUACUUUUACACCAAA
Pelmatolapia mariae (spotted tilapia) is the source of this 1151-nucleotide messenger RNA. Its product is annotated as C-type lectin domain family 12 member B-like. The transcript is spliced from 8 exons. The coding region runs from base 13 to 942 and encodes 309 amino acids. Lineage: Eukaryota; Metazoa; Chordata; Actinopteri; Cichliformes; Cichlidae. The record is from RefSeq and is a predicted model, not a curated record.